AUGGCUUCUCCCUUCCCAAAUGCCUCAGCUUUACGACUCGUAUUGGCCGAUAUCGAUGCAGGAGUGAAGAAUGCUAUCAAAAGUGGGGGGAUUGAAGAAUAUAUCAAGUUGGUGAAGGGAAAAGUGAAACAGCUCUUCGAAGCUCAAAAACUUGGUAUUUUUCGCGAGGUCUUCGAAGAGUUUGGCACCUUUCUUUGGAGUGUCAUUGUUGAAUAUAGGACAGCUCAAAAGCAGAAGACAUUCGAUCGCGAAACAUUUUUGGCAACAUAUAGGCUGAAACUCCAAGUUCUUGAGGCUUCCUCGAAGGGAUCGUCUGGUUCGCCUGCAAAUGCCCGUAUUCCCGCCGAUGCCCGCGUUCCCGCCUCUGCUCGUGUUUUCAACACAACUCAAAACCCCGCUGCUGCUGCCCGUGUUCCCAACGCCGCCCAGGUACCUGCCCCUGCUCGUGUUUCCGACACUCAAAUCUCCCCCGCCGCCCAGGUUCCCGCUUCUGCUCGUGUUCCCUCCACUCAAGUUCCCACCGCCGGCCAGAUUCCUGCUGCUUCCCGUGUUCCUGCCGCCACACAAGUUCCCGCUACUGGAGUAAACUCCGCUGUCCCGCAGACCAAACAUGAUGGUUCUGCUUUAGUAGCACGGUCGGGGUCUGGCUCUAAAAGAGAGGUUGCGCCCACUACAUCUGCUGGUGGAAAAGUGUCCUCGUCGGCGAGAGCUAUCAAACCCCUCCCCAAAACCGGCCUCCCCCAAACCGCUGGUCCAAAGCUGACGGAUCUCGCGGAGAUGGUAGACCACCUAGAGAAGUCUGUCGGGAAAAAUAAAUCCGGCAAGAAAAAGAACAUGAGGUCCACACCUUCAGACUUGGAUCCAAAUUUGCCACUUGUAGAGAAGUAUCAUAUUUUGGCAGUCAAGGCUCUGGAUCAACCAGACUCACCUAUUCAUGACUUUCAGAAAAAGAAGCAGGCUUCGAAGAAGGCAGAUUGGGAGACGAGGAACGAUUGGAACGACUCCGCGUCGGAGUGGAAGGAUUCCGACCCAUCGGAUGGCGAAAACCCUGCCAGUGGUUCCAAGAGGAAGAGGAAGCACAACGCAAAGGAGGAGUCGACGUGCAAGCGGUGCGUCGAAAUGGAGUAUGAGUGCAAGCAGCGGGAUAGUGUAUGGAAAAAGGGCAGUUCAAAGGCCUGUUUUGAGUGUUGGAGAGACAAAAAAAAGUGUUCAUUCCGUACCAAGAAAUCGGAAUCCGGGGAUGGAGGCAUUGAUGGCGUUGGUAACUCGAAGACAAAACCCAUCAAACAGCCCUCCAAACAGGCUUCAUCUUCAAAGUCUCAGGCGGGCAAGUUCAAAUCGGCAAAGUAUAUCGAGUCAAGCGACAAGGAAGACACGCCUGCACCCCCCAAGAAGAAGAAGAAGAUAUCGGAUAAUAACGACAAGGAAGACGCACCUCGUGCAGCACCAAAGGUAAAGGCAUCGGAGAAUGCCCACUCUGAGGGCAAGGCAGGUAUGCCAACUCAGGAAAUCAUCGAAAUCCAGUCCGACAGGUCCGACAACGAUAUUCAACUUUUGCAAGUCCCGCAAAAAGACAAAAUCCGCAAAGCUCAACCCGACGACAAUACGAUUUCACAUAAGAAGAUCCGAAGGGAAGAGAACACGGCGGGCAAUCAUUCAGGUUCCCAAAUUCUCGCUCUCAAAGAUAUCUCCGAUGUCAACUCUGUGGAGACAACGGAAAAAUCUACCAAAGUUAUAUUGAAGAAACCCCCGACGCCAACGCCGACUCCUCAAGACACUCCUCAAAUUCCAAACACGCUGUCCAGUUACCCAUUCAUUUUUGAGAUGGAAAAACGACUUACGGUUCUCGAGAACAGACAGAGUUCCUACGAAGAACACUGUGCCGACAUCUACACGCAGCUUGAGGAACUAAAAAACGAAUUUGAAGAACUUGAAAAGUCCGCCGGGUUUCAACAGGUCAAGAUUUGGAAUCAAGAUGAACAGCUCAAUUCGAUGGAGCGUUCAAUUGCGCACCACAAGCAACUUGCUGAUGGCACGUCGUCAUCACUGAAUCGCACUAUAGACCUUCUGAAGGCCGUUCGGAAGGAUGUUUCAAGAUUUCAAGGGCAGAUCGAUGGAGUUGUGGAAAGGCUAGAAAACGUGGAGGGGCGUUGGGUCGACUAUGCCGACUCAAACGUGGAAUACGCAUCCAAGCAUGAUGGCUUUGGUGCAUUUGAUAGCAUUCAAGCUACAAGUGGUCCCAAUGACGCCUCCAACGCCUCCGACGCCUCCGACGCCUCCGAUGCGCCUUCCAACGCCUCUGCCUCCGAAGCCUCCGACGCCUCCGCCUCCGACACUUCCAAUGUUUCCGACACAGAAACUGAAGAACAACAGGCAGAAACAGGUGUGACUACCCUGAACCUCUAUGACAUUGAAACAAAUGCUGACACUGACACCGAAGACAAUUCAGAUGCCGAUGCUGAAGCUGACCCAGACCCAGAGGCUGAUGUCAACGACAAUGCUAAUGACAAUGCCAACGCCAACACCAACAACCAGGGUGACGCUGAUGCUGAUGUUCCAGCUAAUACUGACAUCAAACCCGAUGACCCAGCGUCUUCAACCACCGGCAUUAUUCCCGAUGACCCAGCUUCUUCAACCAGUGGCAUUGUUUUGGAGAGAAAGUCUGAUACCCACACAUCUGGCAGCAGAAAGGAUGUCAACCCAGCAACGUCGAACACUGAAGGUGAAGCUCUCAACUCCGUCAAUGCACACGCCAAUGCCGACAGUAACGAACACGCCACAGAGUCAGGCUCAAACAUGAGUCUUGACUCGGAGUCUUCGAAUCUCAACGGCGAGAUUAUCCCACCAAAGACAACUGUUUUGCCAGACUAUAAGUCGGAUAACUCACCAGUCUCAACGCCCCAGUCGGAUAUGGUUUUGUAG
Messenger RNA from Psilocybe cubensis, 2922 nucleotides. RefSeq lists its product as uncharacterized. The coding region runs from base 1 to 2922 and encodes 973 amino acids. Lineage: Eukaryota; Fungi; Basidiomycota; Agaricomycetes; Agaricales; Agrocybaceae. The transcript has 6 exons. The record is from RefSeq and is a predicted model, not a curated record.